This is a messenger RNA of Odontomachus brunneus, 5121 nucleotides long. RefSeq names its product zinc finger protein 724-like. The coding region runs from base 68 to 3217 and encodes 1049 amino acids. Gene Ontology annotation, biological process: regulation of transcription by RNA polymerase II. Gene Ontology annotation, molecular function: DNA-binding transcription factor activity, RNA polymerase II-specific; chromatin insulator sequence binding; RNA polymerase II transcription regulatory region sequence-specific DNA binding. The transcript has 2 exons. NCBI's taxonomy places the organism in Eukaryota, Metazoa, Arthropoda, Insecta, Hymenoptera, Formicidae. Gene Ontology annotation, cellular component: nucleus; chromosome. The record is from RefSeq and is a predicted model, not a curated record.
UUGCGCCCGUCCAAUGAGGGCGAGACUAAACGGGUAAGAGAGAGAGCAUUAUAAAGCGUAUAGUGCGAUGGAGAGAGAAAGGUGGAGACGAGAGUGCACUAAGCUAAAGGGAGAAGGCGAGAGAACGGAAGAGAGAAGAACAUAUCGUGUGGAAAGCUGCAGAGAAAGGGACGUACCAGGUUCAAAAGACAGCGAAGGCGCUGGGUCUCGUCCGGCAGUCCGGGAAUGGCCACGUUGUGGUGGACGUAUCAUACAAACGAGACAUUCAAAUCCACGCUGUAUUCCUCAGGUCGUACCUCGCUCGGAAAUGCCCAACGACGAGGACGCGUCGACAGUGGAACAUCGCUGCGAAGCCCAGAACGGUGAUAAUCAUUACACGGCGUCGCCGUCGUCACCCUCCCGCCUCAUCGACUUCGAGAUCAAAGAGUGUAAGAAGGAACCUGAUCCCGGCUGCUGGGCCAGCGAUGACCUAUCGGAGUUCGACAAAUCUCCAACAAACGUUGAAAAUACAGUAGACAGUCCAGCACAUGGACCUACAGUGAAAAAUCCAAUUAUUUUGCUAGAAAGAUGCGAUAAGAUUUGGGAAACAUUGCAACUAAUAAAGGGACAGUAUACAAGUCCAAUAAUAGAAGGGGAAGAUGAGGAAAAGGAGAAAAAAGAAAAAAAAGUAGCACUUUUGAAUAUGACAUUUCCCAUUAAGGGUCAACGUAGAUUGACAAAUGACAGCAAGACACCUUUUUUCUCAGUCCAAAAGACAAGAAGAUUAUAUCCCUGUGUUACAUGUGGCAAACAGUAUUUGGAGAAGAGAUCUUUGAGGUCGCACUCAUUGAGGUUACAUGGAAUUAUUAUCCCGGUAAAGCACAGGCGUACUACAAAGCUGAGAACAGUCAACACACAAGGUUCGAACAUUUUGUCCAGUGAAAGAAAUAGUAAUUCUGACAAAGUUCAUAACGACAAUUCACAUGAGAAGAUGGUGGCUGGAAAAUCUGGAGCUACUAAACUUGCACCGAUUUUUACUCAUUCAAAAAUACUACAAAAUGUAUCUGAUGUCAAUCCUAGUAAAGAUCGAUGUAAGAAUAUAGAUAGUGGGUCAUUUGUUUCUAAAACACAAUAUAGCAAAUGUGCAUUGUGUCGACAAGAAGUAAAGUGUGUGAAAAAGCAUUUGAUCAACUAUCAUAAGAUUGGAUGCUCGGCGAAUAUGUUGAAACAGCUGGAAAUGUCACUGUUGAUUGAGGAUAAAUCUUCACCUAGCAGCAGCAAGCCCACGUUGAAGGACAUACUAUCCGGUAAGCCUCCGCAAGCAUCUGUUAACAAAGGUACGCAGAAUAAAUCUCACAUAGCAAGCAAUGAGGACAAAACUCGUGAAACGUCUCAAGUAGUACCGCAAAAGCGAAAAUACACGUUGUCCUAUAUAAGCGCUAGGAAAAGACUCAAGUUGAACAACGGACGUUAUGUUCCUGUCCAAAAAACGUCUAAAAUCGCACAAGGGCAGGUUCAGGGUCAAAGAAAUGUCAAGAACAAAUGCGAUAUUUGCUUAGGAGUAUACGCAAACUCCCAUAAUCUUGCCAAACAUAAACGUAUUCACACUUCCCGUGGAGAAACCAAGGAGAACUUUCACAAUUUUGUAUGCAACUAUUUCAAUUCUCCGUUGAGCAAAAGGUAUCAGCAAGCGAGAUCUUCCGUACAGUCAACCGACACGGAAAAUCGUAACAACAGCUCCAGUGGAAAUUUGCAAUCGAGCAAUCCCAAACCAAGUCAAGAACAGAGGGCCAGUCGAGCAGCCACGCACAAUACAAGCAAAGAGGAUACUACUUGCUUGUGCGGAAGGUCAUUUCGAAAUCACCUUAUCUUGCGUGCUCAUAAGGAGAUCUGUAAAUCAUACAAGCAGAAAGAUAAAGAGGCGCAGCACAGCACAAGAGACGAAUACAGCAGCGACAGGGACUCGGGAAUCGGUAUCAAUAUUACAAUCAAGAAACGAAACAAUUCGUACGAGAUAGUCGGCAAGGACGGCGAAGAAUUUAAGCAAAUCGAACAUGACCCGGACGGCAUUCUGUCACUUGACGUGUCUCACGAUGUUAUCAAAGAGGCUACCAACGUAGAUGCUAGGCAAAAACGACGUGAAAGCAAUGCAUCGAAGUACAGCAAAGAUCACAGUGUUUUGAAACUGCAAGAUGCGGACGAAGAUCUGAUUGUUGAUAUCGAAGAGGAUGCGUAUCUACUUUCUAAACAGAAAAUGAUGCAGAAGGCUGUUCAGCGAAAUGACUGCUCUCAAAUGCGACAAGACGAUGACGCGGCAAGUGCGAAAGGGGACAAUACGCUCGAAAAUGUUCGUUCCUUAAAGCAGAUGUGUGAAGCGGUCCUGAAGAAAUUCACAACGUUCCAGAAAUCGGAAACAGAGAAUGCACCGACGCAUCCAGAGAAGAAGGCAAGACCUGUGAAUACAAGCCACAGGACAACGAAGAAGGAGCAGGCGAAAUCAGGGGUUUCCACGAUGAACUUCAAUCUUACGACAUGCGCAUAUUGCAAUAAGCACUUCGGCACGGUCAAUUUGUACAACAAGCACCAGUGCACCGUUGAGGAAGGCAGGAGAUUUGACGAGUAUUCGCUGAACUUGCUAUGUUUCUCUUGCAAUGCCACGUUGGACAGUUGCACCCAAUUCGACGAGCAUAUGAAAAACAAGCAUCACACUCGUGGCUCGUACUAUUGCUACUUGUGUCCUAAGAAGUUCUGGCAGAAGAAAGCACGGAAUAAACACAUCAGCGCGCAGCACGAUACUUCCUGCAGGUUUUGUCACAUGAAUGUCCCAUUGUGGAUAAUAAACCUCCACGAGUCUUAUCACCUAGGCUUCGGCUAUCCCUGUCACAAAUGUAAAAAAGCGUAUUCGUCUAAAAAGAAUCUUUCGUAUCAUGCAGUGAUACACAAGAACAACAUCGACACCAUGGAAUUCUGUACUUUAUGUUUAAAAUCGUUCAAACCGAAAGUUUUCCAGAGUCACUUGCAGUCGCACGACAGUAAGAAAUGUUACUUUUGCGACAAAGAGUUUAACGACAGGGCAGCCACGGAGUAUCAUACUUUAAUAUAUCACGGCGGCGCGUUUUCUAAAAUAAAAUGUAAUAAGUGUGGUAUGCGUUACUUGACCAAAAAGCAACUCGAGCAACACAAGAAUACGGCCGGAUGCGAUCGUCUAAAGAGAAUAAAAGAAAAAAAUAUGUUGUAAUGCGCUAAAUAUUGUUGGCAGCAACAUCUUAAAAGGGUAACACAUGCAGACAGAUUAAUACAUGUUUCUAUCAAUUUGGUUAAAGUCUCAAAUUGAAUAUUCUCUGUUUGAGUAGAAUUUAAACUUAGAUUAAGGUUUAAUCGAUGUUGAUAGAAACGCGCAUAUAUGACAUAAAAUUAACCAAUCAGUCCAAGCAAGUAAUUUAUUACUUUCUGAAUUAUUUUUGACGUAAUAUCAAUAUAUCGCGUAAGUCGUACAUUUACUAUCACCAAAAGGAGAACAAAAAAGUGUGUUUUGUUAUUUUUAUAUUGAGCUAAUAAUUGGAUACUUUUGAAAGCACUUAUAUUUUUCAACAUAUAGCCUGCUUGUACAAAUAUCCGUGUUAUAAAUCUGCAAUAUCAAUACUUUGUAAAGUUCGCAAUUUCUAAUUUUACAUUAAGCAUUUCCCAGACAGCACAUUCCUCCAAAGAACGUCCUCAAGACAUUUCUUGAAAUGUAUGUUGUCCGGAUGCUAUAUUGCGAUGUUUAAAAUUUUUAAUGCUUCUACUUGGGUGGGAUUUUGCAAUGUCUUAUAUGAAAUUUAGAUAUGAUUUACGAGUUACUGGUAUCAAGCAGACUAUAUAUGAUAAGACAUUUCUUUUGAAUUCAUUUGUAAUUGUAAUGAUUAAUAUAUUAUGUUGUAAUGAAAGAGGCUUUUCUUUGUGUAAAUAAGCUCACACCAUGAAUAAUUGCAUUGUGCGCGUUAAUCUUGGACAACGCACAUUAAUCUUAGAUUAUUUUUAUAUUUUGCUCCUAUUAAUCUCGAAGUGACGAUCUAUGACAAGAGAGUAUUUCUGCCAAUAAUGACAGUGUAAACAGCACGCUUGAAUUGCAGGAAAGUAUUUUUACGAACACAUCAUUUAUAUCGAUAGCAUAUCGUUUAUUUCUUAAGCUAUUACUUGUGUACAAGAUGUAACAAGCCAAAGUCGCAUAAUCGCAAUGUACACUUGAUUUCAAUAUAAACGCUUUUUAUCGGUUACAGUUUGGGACAUAGCUAAUUUCCAAUAGGAGAAUUUAUUUUCUUAGAAUUUAUUUUCUUAAGUUUUUUCAUUGGACGUCAGCUGCAUUCCAAGUAACGUCAUGAAAAAUGUGUAUUGAAAUCAAGUUUGCACCGAACGGCAUAACAGUCCUAACACAUAAAAUUUCACAUUAUUGUUAAUGAAUUGCCAUUUAUUAAUAAAUUUAGCCUCAACACAUGAAAUUAUAUCAUUAAUUAAAUUUAAUUAAAAUUGUGCCAUUUUAUAGUUUUCCCUGAGAAGUAUAUGGUACUACCUGGAAAGGUAUAACUUCAUGCGUUAAGGUUAUUAUGUCGGCCUAUGUGUGUGGAGUACGUAUGCUAUUAUUUGUUAAAUAUAUAAUAUCGAACUUAAUACCACGUAUGUCAUAUGUGAUAUAAUGUAACAAUAUUAAUUUUCCUAUGUUAUUAGUAUAUCAUGACAGUGUCAGAUAUUGCUUGAUGUUAAUGUAUGUCCGCCACGAUAAAAGUAAUUAAACAAUGUUUAUGUAAAAUUAAUGAAUUGAUUACUUUAAUCGUGGCAAUAUGUAUUUAUCAAAUAUUAAUUUUAUCUUUUAGACAAUGUUUGUCUCUGGGACAUAAUGUAUCACACAUUUAAUUUAGUGUAAGGUAUAAUUAUAAUGUGUAUUUUAUUAAGUUGUACUAAUAUAAUUGAUUUUCUUUUUAUAUAAUUUAAAAUAUAAUUCGUUAAUAUUACACAAUAUUAAUAUGAAAAAAAACAAAGUAUGCAAAUAAAGUUCGUUUAUGGAUUUGUAACAAGUAUUUUCUGAAUCGAAAGAAGUUCCAUCUUUAUUUUUUGUUUAUCGAUUAAUUAUAAAUGUACAGAGACGACAUUAAAAAAUUGUAUAAU